This is a messenger RNA of Lodderomyces beijingensis, 1005 nucleotides long. NCBI's taxonomy places the organism in Eukaryota, Fungi, Ascomycota, Pichiomycetes, Serinales, Debaryomycetaceae. The record is from the annotation of a GenBank genome assembly.
AUGCCAGUGGAACAAAAGCCUAUAGACUUGAACAAACCCUUGGACGUCGAUGCGGCGCCCACGCUAAGCAAGACGCAAUUGACGCCGGACUUGACCAAAGCAGCCAUCGUGCUCCAAGGAGACAAGUUCAAGCAGACACAAGCGAAACUAACCAAGUACAUCUUGUGGCACCCCAUCGCCAUCUCGUUGUACACCUUGAUUGUGCCCAUUGUGUUUUCGAGAUCGUUAUGGGACUUUAUUGAAGUGCUGGAUAACGUCGCCGAGUUCUUCACAUUGGCAUUGCGCAACAAGAAGGAUUUCGUCUUUGGCGUGAUAUCGACGUUGCCGGUGCUAGCAGGCAUAUUUGCCUGUUUUGGCUUUUUGGCGUUCUUGUUGAGUGACGAAUUGGGGUCCGUUAGUAGCAAAUUUGUCGAGCGCAAGCAUUGCGAUGUCAUAUUUGGAUUUGACGUUAGGCAAUUUGCCAAUGCCGCCACGGGUGCGGUUAACAAGGAUAGCGAGUUGGUGAUUUACCGUGAUUCCCCCAUUGCUAUUGGCACUGUGAGGCCCGAUCUGGAUAAUAGCACCGCGGACGAGUUCAAGGUUGUCAUUAGUGGCAUUCAUAUUAGAAAAGUGUUUGCCAAGGUUGAUUUCGACAAGAUGUUGCUCGAGUGGGCCGUGUUGCGGAGCAGAGAGUUGUAUUCUGAGUUUUUGGCGAAAAAAAAAAGCAAAAACCAGUCGAAAACGGGCCAGAUUCAAAUCACGGUGGAUGCUUACUCUUUCGAUAAACAUUUCGAGCGGAUGUUGACUAGUAGCGGAUUCACCUUGUUGAGCAGAAGUUCCAUCUUGGACCCCUUUGAUCUGAAAUUAUCCCGCUGGCAAGAGUUUUUGCACAAGUUUUUGGGUAUUAGCAGAGAUACUUUUGGCUUAACUUUAACUACCGAGAAUGAUGACGUUGAGUUGUUGAAAGAGAAUGAUUUGUUGGACACUGAGCCAAUCGACACGAAGAAGAAGAAGAAGAAGAACUAG